Porites evermanni is the source of this 7421-nucleotide messenger RNA. The record is from the annotation of a GenBank genome assembly. NCBI's taxonomy places the organism in Eukaryota, Metazoa, Cnidaria, Anthozoa, Scleractinia, Poritidae.
AUGAUAAGCGAGGGUGCAGGAACUAAGUUUGGCGAGGGUAAAAAACAGCGAAUUAUCACUAUCGCUCUGCUGGUGGUAGCUUUGAUCGUCCUCAUUGUUGGAAUCGUGUUGAUUGUAGUCGCCGCAACCAAAAAGGAUGGUAAAUCAACUUCGACUUCAACAACCAUGGAACCUCAAAAGAACAGCGUUCCCUCAGAGACCGGUUCCACUCCAACAGUCCCCAGCACAAAGGCAUCUUCCAGUAGGUGCGAUUUUUCAGAAGAAGCUCAAAAUGCAGGUCUUCCUGAAUUUCUUAAUCGCGUUAAAUCAACCUACUUCAAGCUUCAUCCUUAUGAUGUUGUAUCCGAUCCAGACGUCACUCCGGAUCGAGUAAAAACAGAAUACGUCGCAUACGAUCCUACGCCGGCCGUGAUCAAAAACCGCUCGGACACCGCUCUGGCGUUGCUGAAAGAGAUUAGCGACAAGAACAUUAACACAAACAGGUUGAAGCCCCGAGAGAGGAAGGCGUUGGCACAAGUAAAGCAUUAUCUUCAACAUAUGUUCGGUCAGCCUUACGAUGUCAACUACUACACCGGAGAUUGGAUGAUGGGCCCGAAUUUGUUCUGUUGGCAGGAAAUCUGUGCACAUGGUUACGGUGUCCACAAUGGAAUAGGACGGCAUCACAAGCCGUACAACGCCGAUGAUGUAAAACUAAUAGAAAGCAAGCUGAAAACUCACAAGGCAGGAUUUCUUCAGUAUAUUGCAAACAUGAAGAUGGGUGUUCGAAGGGGAAUGAUCCGAAGUACGGAAGAGUGCUUAGCAGGUCUCAACUCGAUCAAGAGGCGAUACUUGAAUACUUCUCGUUAUAAUGAGACAGGUGAGGUGGUUUGCCCUUCUUUGAGUUGUCCAUUUAUGAUAUUCUUUGGUGCACAUUUUUAGACUUUACCUCAGAUUUCUUUGAUCGAUUCUUAUUCUGUUCAAUGACUUGAAAACAUUUUCCUUUUCGCUUACGUCGCAGACGCUCUAAACCUUAAGUAGAGAGCAAAACAAAUGGUUUAGACGAGUGCGUGGGCCGGCUGCAACGCAGCCUUUUUCUUCUUUCUACUUUCUUGAGGUUAUCAGUUGGCAGGUAGCGCACAGGACCAUCUAUAAAAUCUUUUUAACCUUUUUAGAGGUCACGAGGUGCCGCAACUAAUACCCUACUAAAGCAAACAAGACGACUAUUGUAUCCUUUAGAUGUCAAAAUACAGCUGACUGUCAGUUUUGAGAACCGCCAAAUGACGUAAUAGUGUUCCAAAACUUUAAUCCCUCGAAGAUCAGAUCAGAGAUGAGGCCCUUUAUGCGUGUACAUGAUCGGCUUCUUUGGUUUGCAAUAAUUACAAGUUUUUUUGCCGAGGCACUUAAAUGUUGGUUGGUUAAUACUAGUGCGCGUGAGAUGACUUAUCUUUGUGAACUUCGAGCUUUUAUCGAUUGAUUGAUGAUUAUUAAUCGUUUCAAUAGCGUGCUCAAUGUUCCUAAGGCAUAUAAUUUGGUAAAAAGUUUCCGGUAGCCCUGUUGGUGUCCUUCAGUUAUAACUCAAAAACACCUGACUCACAAGGAACCACACGGACUUGAAUUCGACCACAUUUUUUUAUAUCCAUUAUUACUACUUUUGAGUAACAUUUAUUUUUGUGUAAAAAUCGCGUGAUAGUAAAGCCCAGAAGGAGAUACAAAGGUUAAUACGUCUCUCAACCAUUUCCCUUAAUUUGAGAUCUGCACGGUUAUGUAAUUAGAUUGGCUACGACGGAAAAGAAAACAGAUGUUACUAAAAGGGGAAACAGGGAACAGGCAACGGUGAGUUGGGAAAAUGAAAAAUGGGAACAAAUCGUAACCUGAAGUAACUUAAUUUCCAAUGCCCGGAUUUGUUCUCAUAGUUUUCAUUUUUCAGUUCCCCGGCCGUUCUCGGUUCUAGUAACAUCCCAAAGAAAACGCGACCGCGUUCGCCUCUUCACUAUUGGGUUUCUAGAACUGAUCACUGAUUGACAAGAUAACCAAAGACCGCACGAAGUUUAAGACAACAUUUUAAUUUAAUCAUUAUGUGGGCGUUGUUAUCGCUCAGAGGGCAUUGAUAAGGCAAAUCUGAAUUCCGCAGAUGUUUUAUCUGUUGUUUUUAUCAGUCCUACUCAUUUUCAGUUUAAUAACUUACUAUAGGACNUCCUUUUCGCUUACGUCGCAGACGCUCUAAACCUUAAGUAGAGAGCAAAACAAAUGGUUUAGACGAGUGCGUGGGCCGGCUGCAACGCAGCCUUUUUCUUCUUUCUACUUUCUUGAGGUUAUCAGUUGGCAGGUAGCGCACAGGACCAUCUAUAAAAUCUUUUUAACCUUUUUAGAGGUCACGAGGUGCCGCAACUAAUACCCUACUAAAGCAAACAAGACGACUAUUGUAUCCUUUAGAUGUCAAAAUACAGCUGACUGUCAGUUUUGAGAACCGCCAAAUGACGUAAUAGUGUUCCAAAACUUUAAUCCCUCGAAGAUCAGAUCAGAGAUGAGGCCCUUUAUGCGUGUACAUGAUCGGCUUCUUUGGUUUGCAAUAAUUACAAGUUUUUUUGCCGAGGCACUUAAAUGUUGGUUGGUUAAUACUAGUGCGCGUGAGAUGACUUAUCUUUGUGAACUUCGAGCUUUUAUCGAUUGAUUGAUGAUUAUUAAUCGUUUCAAUAGCGUGCUCAAUGUUCCUAAGGCAUAUAAUUUGGUAAAAAGUUUCCGGUAGCCCUGUUGGUGUCCUUCAGUUAUAACUCAAAAACACCUGACUCACAAGGAACCACACGGACUUGAAUUCGACCACAUUUUUUUAUAUCCAUUAUUACUACUUUUGAGUAACAUUUAUUUUUGUGUAAAAAUCGCGUGAUAGUAAAGCCCAGAAGGAGAUACAAAGGUUAAUACGUCUCUCAACCAUUUCCCUUAAUUUGAGAUCUGCACGGUUAUGUAAUUAGAUUGGCUACGACGGAAAAGAAAACAGAUGUUACUAAAAGGGGAAACAGGGAACAGGCAACGGUGAGUUGGGAAAAUGAAAAAUGGGAACAAAUCGUAACCUGAAGUAACUUAAUUUCCAAUGCCCGGAUUUGUUCUCAUAGUUUUCAUUUUUCAGUUCCCCGGCCGUUCUCGGUUCUAGUAACAUCCCAAAGAAAACGCGACCUCGUUCGCCUCUUCACUAUUGGGUUUCUAGAACUGAUCACUGAUUGACAAGAUAACCAAAGACCGCACGAAGUUUAAGACAACAUUUUAAUUUAAUCAUUAUGUGGGCGUUGUUAUCGCUCAGAGGGCAUUGAUAAGGCAAAUCUGAAUUCCGCAGAUGUUUUAUCUGUUGUUUUUAUCAGUCCUACUCAUUUUCAGUUUAAUAACUUACUAUAGGACAAGCUGAUCCUAGCUGAUCAACUCCUGAGACUUACGUAACAGUGAUUUGGAAGCUGUGCUUGCAGUACAUUAUUGAAAAUUGAAAUCUUUGAAGGAAUCACUGUCAGGGUGGGUGACAUAGCCAGUGUUGGCUUAGCUCUCUCUUAUAGGGAAUAAUAGGGGUACUCCCUGUUAGAGAAGAGACUACAAAGGGAUGUUCCGCACAAAAGGGUGCUUAACUUUAAGGCUAUUUCAUGAGGUGGGGUUAAAAAAGGCUUAGAAUACUUGUUAUCGCUGUUUAGGUGUAUAUGACGCGUCUUUCGAAGAAUGCUACCUACUGAAAGGAUAAAUUAGUUAACGUCGCUCAGCAUUAGUCUUAUUAACCGAAACUCUUCUUCGAGGGAAGUGUUAGUGAAGGCACAUGAAAAGGGUCCUAUCUGGGCAAAGUGUUGACUCUUCUAAAGGGGGAGGGUAUGGACCUCGCAGAGGAUGGGGGAAAGAAUUCUCGCCAUCCUGCUUCCCCCUUCGAACAGACGAUUAAGUAUCACUGCAAAGAUCACAAAGAUAGAGUAUCGUUUUUAAGUUUCACCGGCUGAAAUCAAGGCAAGAUGUUUGUAAUGUGCACGGUGCAACAAAAUUCGCAGUCCGUAUGUUGAAAUAUAUCCUCUCACGGAGACGUUCUUAGCGGUUCGUCACGCGUUCCUGCCCCACGGUUGUUGAGGAGGAUUGCGUGACGAGCCAAAAUAACGUCUCCAAUGGGAGAUUGUUGAAAGUGUGUGAUUAACCUAAUCUCGCUUUCUCCAUUGCAUUACAGGAGUUUUGAAAGAGUGGUUUGUCCAACUCAUAUUGAGCCCUGACUUUUACAGCAACAUAACAGAAACAGUAGAUAGUGAAUGGAAGGCCAAGCAUGGAAAGAACGUCAGUGAAACAAUCAAGGAUUACUUGGUGACCUAUCUCGGCGAACCGAUCACUAAACUGCUAAGGUAAAAAGAUUUGCAAUAUUGAUCUUUCUCACACGAAUUUAGCACGCACAAGAUCUUCAAAGUUUGGUUUCCCUUUAUCAUAACAUACGAGUACAAUGGACUGAAAGUGUGAAUAGUCGAAGAAAACCAAAAGCGAAGCCUGUUUCAAAACGCCCAUCAUGUAUAUUAGUUAGGUGAAUCAACUCAGGUAUCGCUCCCGAUCAAAUGAAAUUACCGUAAACGAUCUAAUAAACGCCCACUCUCAAAUAAACGCCUCUUAUCUAAUAAACGCCCCCCUUACGCUGUUAAGUUAGUAUUAAACGCCCCUCUCUAAUAACCNNNNCCCCCCCCCCCUAUCUAAUAAACGCCCCCCUUGAAAAUUGCCCCCAAAUACUAGGAAAUGGUAAAAUAGAGCAAAAUCAAUCAAUUUAUUAAUUUCAUUUCUUGAUUAACAUCAGUUUGUGUAUUAUGUCAUGUUCAAUUUCUAGAUUAGCCGUCAGGCCUGCAGUCGAGAUUCUGUGGCACAAAAACGUUUUUAGCCGAAAGCAUACUGUAUACCGUUAUGUUGAGUUACGAGAAUAAACGCCUCUCUCUUUUAAACGCCUCCCAUCUAUUAAACGCCCCCUCUUGGACGCCUAAAAUUAAAUAAACGCCCCGGGCGUUUAUUAGAUCAUUUACGGUAACCCUCGUUAUUUUCUCUUCAAAUUUAUUUUUGUCUCACCCUAGUCUCCUUCGCAACCGCUCGGGCCGGAAUCACGCAAUGCCGUAGGGAACAUUGCGUGACUGCGGCCCAAAGGAGACAAGUCUCACCCCUGCCAAUCUUUUUUAAGGUUCCAGAAAAGGGUGUGUACAAACGAAAGUUUAAAAGAUUUUUUUAACGUUGAAAAUUACUUUAUUCCCAGCCGGCUCUGAAAUACAGAAUGCACCCUUGUUACAAAUAAAUUAAUUUCUUAUAUCUUAAAUCGCAAUAAUUUUCCUCACAAGAGAGUUGAGAAAUGCUUUCUUCAUUACGGAAGCUCGUUUUUCAUAAUUUUGUUUCGAUUUUUUUUAAUGUUAUAUAGAUAUCUAGAAACAGAGCACAUCCGUCACUGCGUUCCCAGCAAUGUGUCCAGCGGUUUAGCCACUCUCCCACUGAAGUAUGUUUGGCUCGAUGGCAAAGAGAACAAGUCCUGGCCAACAAACCCAACACUGCCUACCGGUGAACCGCUGAACGGAUCGCAGGCCUAUUCUAAAAUCAUGUCUUAUUUCACAACAAACACAAUGACACCUAUGGAGGUCCAUAAGCUUGGACAACAGCAACUGGCAGUUCUCUACCCGAUGGUAAGCUGCGUCUUGUCAGUGUGGAAAAUAUGUUUAUAUUAUGCAACCGUGAUUUGCAAUGUCCCACUUCGUUUAAAGUAAUAAAUAUAAGGGGGUGUGAUGAAUGCCUUACACGGCGGUAUGUGAAGACGUUUAAUAGGGACUUUAAGAUUCAACGACGCGGACGGCAACAAGAACGUCAAAAAAACAAAAGGUGUAAUAAGCAAAACAACAACUUUGCACGUGCAUCAUGCUUUUUUUGGACAUUUCUUCGCCCGUUUUUGCACGACCACGGCGUGAAAAUGCCUAAUUUCGCGUUUUAUGGAGAACGUAAACAAGCAAGCUAUUUAAUACUACCUGUGUCACUGUCCUUCUAUAUGGCUGAGUCGUGGGUCCUGUCGAAAGUAAUGGAAAGCGAGAUCAAUGCCUUUGGUACCUCAUGUUAUAGAAUUAUGCUCAACAUCAAGAGAAUUGAUAGGGUGUCCAAUGCUAAAAUCUAUGAUCUAACUCAGACUGCCCCGCUAGUAGAAAAUGUCAGAACCCGCCAACUGAGGUUUCUGGGUCAUGUACUCAGGAUGCCUUAUGAUGAGCCAUGCAAGGAGUACGCACUGUAUAUUCCACCACGUGGGAAGAGAAAACCAGGAAGGCAACGAACCCUGUUUCUCAGAUACAUUUAACACCUUUUGGGAGACACAGACAACAUGAUUGGCCCGGGCAAUCUGCCUGAAUUGGCACAGGAUCGUUGUGGCUGGAGGAAGCUUGUAGUCGCCUGCUCUGCAGCCGACCGAUGAUGAUGAUGAUGAUGAAACAAGCAACGAUGAAAUUUUGUUUCUCUUUCUGCAAUUGGAUAUGGUCCCUAGGAACUCAACUCCAGUAAGUGGGUAAGAAUAAUUGCGAUAAAGACUGAAAGAACGCAAAUUCACCUUUCAAGCGACGUUCCGGUUGCCGUCGCGUCGUUGGAUCUUAAAGUCCCUAACGGCGUGCGGAGACGCGAGUGUGUAAGAAUUAUCAGUGUAAUAAACAGUGCAAAUGAAUCGUCUUCACGGAGUGCAACUGAUACAGCUAAAUAAGGUCCCGGCACUUUAUUUUACGUUGACCUUAGCGUAGCUAACUCGCUUCUUUUCAACUUUGAGUGAAGUAUCUUCAAACACCUCGUUUGCCAUGUCAGCGGUUUGAAUGAUGCCUGAUCAUUACUUGCGCCUCUAAACGCGCCUGAACACCGUCAACCGCGCCCCGUCCCCUUACUAACGUCUAUUGUACCGGGUAAGAGUUGGUGUUCACUUCAAGAGGAGCCUCUACCGUCAUAUACAUCGCAAACUGGUUCAUCUCUGCUAUACAAAAAAGACCAGGGCUUAGAGAAAUAUAGAGGACGGUGUGUAGUAGGUGGAUCUCCGCUCAAUUGUACAGUGUACCGGUGUCGACUAACAACUAAGUACUUAUCUUGUCAAACUGACUAGCUAGUCACAUUUCGUUGUCACGCUUUCUCAACCAACUUAUUUAACUUUUUCCGAGUGUACUUCUUCCCUCUUUCCCCAAUGUUGUUGAUGCAUUUUCUUUUUUUAGAUCGUCGCUGUUGCCAGAGAAGUAACUGGAGAGUCAGAUAACGAUACUGCUGUAAUGAAGUUCCGACAGAAACUUAAUUCAUCUGAAAGCUACUUUAAUCCUCAACCAAUUCCCAAGAACGAGUCUGACAAAGAAGCACAUAUAAAAUGCAGCGAUAUUGAAGGCGCAAAAAAAUAUUGUCCAACACGAUGGGCUGCAUUAGAACGGUGGUUUGCUGAAUCAAGAAAGGUAACGUGUACAUGCCCCCCC